This is a messenger RNA of Peniophora sp. CBMAI 1063, 1809 nucleotides long. Lineage: Eukaryota; Fungi; Basidiomycota; Agaricomycetes; Russulales; Peniophoraceae. The record is from the annotation of a GenBank genome assembly.
AUGAACAAAGACCUCGCGGGACUCGGCCCAAGAGCUCGACUGAAAGAUAUCGCACGUGCCAUCAAAUUGCACGCGGAAUCCCGGUCGCUUUACGAUGUGAAUCUUCCGCGUAGUGACCUUUACGUACUUCUUGCGAGCGAUAUUGACUGUAUCGAGCACGAGGUGGCUAGAUUGAGAGCACAGCUUAACGCAUCAUCACCCUCGCACAUGAUUCCACCCGACAUUUGGAUGAACAUAUUCCACCACUUGGCCGCUUUGAUGCCUCACUCGUACGGCUACCAAGACUGCGGAGGCCUUGGGUGGAUCAGGGCGGCCACUCACGUCUGCCGCUACUGGCGUAGCGUAGCAAUGCAAGACAAAAGCCUGUGGCGUCACGCCACAGAGGCUCUGGGACCCGAAUGGCUCGCUCUGAUGUUAUCCAGAAGCGGGUACAAACCUGAGGCGCUCGGUCUUUGGGGAGCCAAGGAAAGCAUGUUCUUACGCCCCGGCGCACCACCGCUUUGUGAAUUAACUCGCUUGAGACGGUUGUGCAUCUUCAUCGGCGAUGCAUACGGUCUGGAUCCCCGCGUCUUAAGCCUUGAAGCACGUGACAUUCACACCUUGAAAAUACACGCACGGACUGUGGACGUGUUCGGCAUAAGCGAGGGGAAGAUAGCCCCGAUCGAUGUCACGUCCGUGGAAACCCUGUUUCCAAAGCUUCAAGCCCUUCUCAUACACAACCUACCCUACGUCGUGCCAAGCCAAGUUUUUGGCCUCCGAUCCACACUGUCACAAUCUCUGGACACGCUCUCGCUCACGCUCAACCGAUGGACGAUCCACUCUCAAACGGAUGUCUGCGUCCUCACAGAGUUUUUGCGGUCCCAAGCCACCCUUCGCUCCCUGACAAUAAGGGGUUACUCCUUUGCUCUCAGUCAAGAUGACAUAGCCACCGAGACGGACGAUAAGAAGGUUCAUUGCCCGAACCUGAAAUCUUUGCUCCUGGAAAUCGAAGAAGAUGAGAGUGCAUUGGCCAUUUUGGCCCGCCUAUCCUUCCCGCAUGACGCAAAAGUUGCCAUCCGCACAACGUCACCGGUACGCGAAGAGCCUAGCAAAGCCUUUGAGAGCUUUCAGAGGCGUAUGCUUGGCAGUGACUCUCCCAUGUCGAACAUGCGAGCGGCCAUAUGGUGCCGGUUGGAUUCGAGGCCAUGGUUCAAAGCGCAGAUACGCGCGCCGAGGCACGCACACGAGAGGCCGGCUGUUGGCCUGUUUAUGUAUCGACGCGGAUCAGCCGCUCGUCUUCUAACCAGUUUUGGGAAGUCCCCGUGCGAUGGUGACCGCGCCGACUUUGAGCUGGUCUUUGAAUGCAGACAGAUUGACGGUGUACCGGAGCUCAACAGCAUCGUACCUUUUGCAUCAUUCCGAGAUGUAAGGUUCAUGUCCAUUCUUUCAACGGAUGGCAAACCAAGUGUCGUGGACUACAAACGUGGCUGGAAACCUCUAUUUGAGGUGGCACAAUAUUUGGAGUGGUUGCGCGUAGAUGGUUCGGCGGUGGGUAGGUUGUUGCUGGACGCUUGCUGCGAAAAACCGGGCUCAUGUCGGAGCGCGCUGGGAAGUGUCAAGGAGCUAGUUAUGCUCGAUAUAUCAUCGCUCGCGCGGUGGUGGAUUCCCAUGUGCAGUCUUAAAGACUUGCUGUUGCACGAUGACUUCUCCCUUGAAGCCAUCACUGUCGAGGAAGACAUGUUUGAACGAGCUACGAAAAUCUUCGGCGACUCGCUUGAUGUUCACCGAGAAGCGGACAUGCGCCAGUUGUAUUUUGACAGUAAAUUAUGA